This is a messenger RNA of Sporisorium graminicola, 2943 nucleotides long. RefSeq lists its product as uncharacterized. The transcript is spliced from 2 exons. The record is from RefSeq and is a predicted model, not a curated record. Bases 1 to 2943 code for a protein of 980 amino acids. NCBI's taxonomy places the organism in Eukaryota, Fungi, Basidiomycota, Ustilaginomycetes, Ustilaginales, Ustilaginaceae.
AUGCAGAUCGAAGAUGCCAUUCACGUGGCCAAGCACGGAAAGGAGCCGCCCAAAUUUCCAGAGAUCACUAGGGCGGCCGCCGCUAUUGGUCUCACCGCCGCCGUCUUGAACGUGGUCAACUUCCUCUUUUCGGCCAAGACCACCGCGCUAGCGACGAAUCAGUUCUCUUCGCCCCCUACACCACCUACGCUCAUAGACACGGCUGCACUCUGGAACGGUCACACGAAUACGCUGAUGCCUCUACCCGAGGAAAAAGCCUUCGCCGCGCGAGCUGUCAAGAUCAAGCGCAGCAUUGCGGAAGCAGUCAUCAACCGACAGCUACUCAAACGCCAUCUUUCUUCAGAAUCUAUUGCUAAGGGCGACGUAAAUGGCCACAACAUCUCCAGGCGAUGGGUGGUGUCGACUCUCGUCGGAACGGGUCUCGGCGCUCUUUUGGCGCCUGGUUUCGCGUCGCAAAUCAGAGGUAAAAAGCCAGAGCACGACGAGCCGCCUUUCGACCCGUACGAUCCUGCCAUGAUUCAGCCCAAGGACUCAUUUAGUGCUGCUGCUGCGACGCUCGAGCAGCCCUUGCCCGCCUUGCCUGCGUCCGCGUCGACGGGCGGCUCUGCUCCUGGCACAUCCCCGAAUGUCGACAACAUCGCUUACCCCGUUGAAGCAUCCUACCUUCCCGUUACUGCUGACACGCGAACUCAGUCUCUUGUCAACCCUUCCGCACGACAGAACCUGGCGGUCAAUCCUGGCGGCACGUACGCUGGACAUGCUUCGGAAAGCUCUUUAUCGAGCGAAGCGCAACCCGUUCUGCGCAGAAGGUCGGUUGUGCCUGCUCCUCACUUGGAAAACGGCCAUAGUGAGGCCGGCUCGUCGUCGAACCUGGACAAGCGCUUCAUCUUCGGCGGCGGUGGGACUGCUUCGAAGGUCGCAGGAGUUGCAACUGCCGCUAGCAUCCUGCCCUUGCUCUGGGUCGGUGUGACGCACGCAAGAUGGCGAACGGAAAAUCCGCGUGAUCGAGACGUCAUUAAGGACCUCGACGACACGCCUACGUUCGGCGCGGUCGGUGUGCCCGGUCGUAUGCCGGGACAGUUGGCGACCAACGCCAUGCCAGGAUACACUGACUACAUCGAACAGCUCGAACAGCAGCAGGCCCAAACUCAGCGUGCUGCCCAGCGUCAGACGGAUUCGGAAGGUGGGUUGCAGGCGGCACAAGCUGCUUCCAGCUCAAUUGGGGGAAGCUAUGGCGGAGGUGCUGGAGGUGGCGGCGAUCCGGUGCUGCGACGUCGUGACGAUCAGAGUCAUCUCACCAAGCGAGCCUGGCUGGGCGCUACGGCUCUGGCGUUGUUCGGUGGCGUUCUGGGUUAUGCUCAGUCUGCCACUCAGUUCCCUUCGGAUCGAGACGAGGAAAAAGAUCAGAAGAGGCGAGAAGCUAAGAAGAAGCAGGAGGAGAUGAUGGCCGCCCAGCAGCGGCAGCAGCAGCAGGCUGGCUACCCAAGCGCAGAUGGCGGUGUUGCCUCGGGUGCUGAUCCGCUUGCUGAUAUUCCGGAGAAGCAACUGCCUGGCACAAUGGGCGGAGGCGGCUACUCGGAAGGCUCUACUUACGGCGCAACUACGAACCCGUCCACUGCUGGCAGCGGAUCAGGUUCGUCCUCGUCGACGACUAGCUAUGCGGGACCGGGAUUGGGUUCGUACUCGCCCGCCACUUAUGGUAGUGGCAAAUCCGACUCCUCGUCGACUUACAGCACGGGCGGAGCGUUCACUGGAGGCGCUACAGGCGCUACAGGCGCUUCUUCGCUGGGAGCGUCGCUCAAUGCUGCUGCUGGCUACGGCACAUUAAGCAGCUCUGGCGGCGGGGGAGGCGGAAGCGUCCUCAAGAAGCGAGAUAGUUCUACUCAAAAAGGCCACGAGCUUGAAAAGCGAACACCCGGUGCCUUCGGCUCGGCGCUGACGAUCGGAGGCACAGCCAUGUUUGGCGGCACUCUACUCGCCAACCUGUAUGUGUCGGGGAAGCAAAAGAGUAAGCCGGUACCCUUGGUUACUCCGAACGCCAACACCAAGGGAGCCGUGCCCCCGGGCGGCGAUCUGUAUACCCAGUACCUCGAGUCCAAGAGGCUUCAACCAGCUGUUGCUGGCGCUGGAGGAAUCGGUCUAGGCGGUGGUGCGCCUGCAGCUGUCAGCUACGGCGCCGCUCCGCUAGCAGCUACUGCCAACACUGUUGCGGUGUCUAGUGAUAAUGCUGUCGAGCCUAUUUCUGCUAGCUCGUCUGACGAUUCAGAAUCGGUGACGACGGGUGCGCUGGAUCCCGUUCUCAAGAAACGACAUGGACGGGAUGUUCUAGGCAAGCGAGCACCUGCUGCAACGUUCAUCGCAGCAGCUGAGGAAGCGCCUGGUUUGCUGAGAGCCGGUACGGGCCUCGCAUCGGUUCUUGGCAGAGGCGCUGCUGCGUCCGAAACGGGUGUGGGUGCAGCCUCCGUGCUUGGUCGAGGUGGAGCAGCAGCCGCCUCCGAGGCCGCUGGAGCAGGUGCAUUCUCGAGAGUGAGCGCGGUUGGCCGAGGCGGUGGAUUCUCCCGCUUGCCCGAAAGCGCCCGUCAAGGCAUGUCGCCUUUUGGCACUACCGCCGCAGAAGGAGGCUUCUCGACGUUCGCACGUGCGCCUCCGAGGAACAAACCCUUCGAGAACGGCUUUGCCGCCUCGGUCUACCGUCCUGGUGGAGCCGCUUAUGGGGCUGCACAGCCUGCCAUGGUGUCGGAGAUGAGGGUGGCUACGGGAACUGCGGGCACACCCGCUACGAUCGAAGGCGCCGCUGCUGCCGAGGCCGAGGCUGGUGCUGGUGCUGCCCAGGCUGCCGAAGGCGUCAAUGGCAAAGGCGGUGCAUUGACGCCUCUCAAAGCGGUGGGCAUCGUUGGUUCGGGUGCUGGUGUUACCAUGAUGAUGAACGGCAUUGGUCGAUAG